GGUAGAGGGAGCAUACAUACCCACAGCCACAGCCACAGCCUACCGUCGGCCAUGUCUGAUGUCUCGCACAGCAGCCUCUCAGUUCGGCGUGAAAGUACGACUGGCCGGCUUGCCGAGCGGAGACUCGCCCUCGUGCGCCCGCGAGUUAUACGUUGUCGGCAUAGACAUGGUCGCUGUGCAUGGUCGAGAGCCGCCUAGCGCGACUUCUUCAAUCUCCGCGCCGCCAUCCCUAAGUGCUCUUCAAACCUCAUCCCACCAUGUUCUUGAUAACAGGCGCUUCCCACAAGUCGCACUUGCUAUCCUCCCUCAUCCCAAAGCAUAUGCGCUACCCCCGCUCGUGUCCAGAUACUGCGUUGGCGUUUCGAACGGCAAAACGGGCGGGACGUUGAAGGAACCGUUUCAGCAGGCGCAUGCUCUCGCUUUCGCUUCGAGGGGACGGCAUUGUCAUCGCCGUUGUAGUCGGGCUGCGAGAAGUGAACGCGGAGAGUCGCGGGGACAGGGUGCUGGCGGGGGUGGUGGGCGUUGGCUCGGAACCUCGGCGGUCCAGGUUGUCGCCUCCGAUGGACUCAGGUAUUGACAUGGGAUUAUUGGGUGGCUUGUCUGGUCCUGGAUCUGGAAUGUCGACGGCAUCUAUCAGAUGUUUGGGCGGUAGGUCGCUGCGCCGUCGCGA
Molecule: messenger RNA, 670 nt
Organism: Trematosphaeria pertusa
Lineage: Eukaryota; Fungi; Ascomycota; Dothideomycetes; Pleosporales; Trematosphaeriaceae
Exons: 1
Coding region: 59-577 (172 amino acids)
Source: RefSeq, a predicted model, not a curated record